This is a messenger RNA of Entrophospora sp. SA101, 345 nucleotides long. The record is from the annotation of a GenBank genome assembly. Lineage: Eukaryota; Fungi; Glomeromycota; Glomeromycetes; Entrophosporales; Entrophosporaceae.
AUACGAUAUGGUAUCACUAUUGAAAUACAAACUGCUAUUGCCACAGAUAUCAGUGGACAGUUUGUGUUUAUCGAAUUCAAUAAAUCGUUUUUUAUUGAUUUAGAUAAUUUAUUAAUACCCAAGAACAUAUUGACUAUUAUUAACUUAAGACAUGCUUAUUAUGAUUCAAAUUAUAGGGUUCACAUGCUUUCAACAUGUGAUGUGACAGUGAUCAAGCAAUUUCCUUCUGAAGAUUACUUGAAGCAAGCCAGAUCAAGGCUUGAAUCUUGGGUCAAAGUUAAUGGAUCAAUUCUUAGUGUUUAUGAAUCUAAUGCAAAAAAACUGUGUAAAUCACUUUCACCCUAG